AUGGCGAGAACAUACUCUCUCUAUACCCUUCGUAUUAUUUUGGUAUUAACAUUUGGAAGUUUCACCUACGGGUACGGAUUCUCUGUCAUCUCCAACACCCUGGGCCAGCCAGGAUUCCUCUCAUACUUCAAUCUGGGCCAGAAUCCCUCUCGGGCCAAUGCCAUCACCGGAACGGUCAAUGGCCUCUUCUUUGCCGGGGCUAUGCUGGGGGCCCUCGCGGCUGGGUGGAUGUGUGAAGCCAGAGGUCGCAAGAAGACCAUGUAUCUGUCAUCCGUGGUCACCGUUCUCGGUGCAGCAUUAGAAGCGGGGUCGGUUAAGCUUGGUAUGUUUCUAGCGGCACGAUUCAUUGCGGGUGCUGGAAUCGGCAUGAUGGUUGUUCUUAUCCCGAUCCUUCAAGCAGAGAUUUCGCCCCCAGCAGCUCGAGGAUUUUUGGUCGGACAACAUGGCACUUGGAUCGUUCUGGGGUAUGCAAUUGCCGGCUGGGUGGGAGUUGGAACUUAUUAUUCUUCCAAUCUCUCGUUUCAGUGGCGUUUCCCAAUUGCUUUGAAUUGUCUUCCACCUCUAUGUCUGCUGUUAUGCAGUCCGUGGAUUCCAGAAUCUCCACGAUGGCUACUCACAAAAGAUCGGAAAGACGAGGCUUGGGCCAUCACCUCAAGACUCUAUGGCGAUGACACUAGCGCGAAUAGUGACAGUCGUGCGGCUACGGAAUUCCUUCAGAUGGUCGAACAAGUUCAAGCAGAUGCUGCCGCAUGGUCUGCAGGAGGCAAUCGUCAGCUCUUCACGAAGCCUUCCUAUCGCAAACGCAUGUGGAUGGGUUUCUUCAUUCAAUUCGCAUCUCAAUCUACUGGGGCGAAUGUAAUCUACGUUUAUAUUGUGUCGCUCUACCAGAAUCUUGGAUUGACAGGCGGCAUUCCGUUGAUUCUCGGCGCCUCGUAUGUCACCGUCGCAACUCUUGCCAACCUCGGAGGGGCGUUGCUUCUGGACAAGGUCGGCCGCAAACCUCUUCUGAUAACUGGGUUGGUCGGUUGUAUGGUGUCUGUCUGCCUCGAAACGGCAAUGAUCGCAAGCUUCGCAGGAACUACAAACCAUGCUGGCCUCGCUAUGGGCGUGGUCUUCUCGUUCUGUUUCAUUACCUUCUACGGAGCGGGAAUUGAUGUCGUUGGCUAUCCAAUGACGCUGAUGGUGAAUCUACUACCAGGUGAAAUCUUCCCAACCCACAUCCGCUCUCAGGGCGUCGCCUGGUCCUUGUUUGGAACGUUCAUCUCGGUCCUGGUUUAUGUUGAGGCUGCUCCCACCGCACUGGCGAGCAUUACGUGGAAGUACUACAUUAUCUUUAUCUGCUUGACCAUUUGCAAUAUCUUGAUCCUCUAUUUCUGGUGCCCUGAGACCAAGGGACUAUCCCUCGAGGAGAUUAACGCAAAAUUCGGGGACGAGGUUGCGGUUCAGUUGGGAGAUGCCGCUGCCAUCGCCGGCGCAGACGUCGAAAGCCUGAAAUUGAAGAAUGUUAUUGGGCACGCAGAGCGUACUUCCCCUGAGACGGAGUCCGAGAACAACUGA
Messenger RNA from Penicillium daleae, 1557 nucleotides. RefSeq lists its product as uncharacterized. Lineage: Eukaryota; Fungi; Ascomycota; Eurotiomycetes; Eurotiales; Aspergillaceae. Gene Ontology annotation, biological process: transmembrane transport; carbohydrate transport. The transcript has 7 exons. Gene Ontology annotation, cellular component: membrane. Bases 1 to 1557 code for a protein of 518 amino acids. Gene Ontology annotation, molecular function: carbohydrate:proton symporter activity. The record is from RefSeq and is a predicted model, not a curated record.